Molecule: messenger RNA, 1514 nt
Organism: Dimorphilus gyrociliatus
Lineage: Eukaryota; Metazoa; Annelida; Polychaeta; Dinophilidae
Source: the annotation of a GenBank genome assembly
CACAUGACUACUUAUUACAGAUGAAAGUUGUUUGCCCAUUUGAUUUUCAGAAAUAUUAAACUGAAUUGUGAAUGAUGGCAGCCUAUACAAGAUUACAAGAUUCUGGAAUAUCCAAUAUUGACGAUUUGGAAAAAGCUGCUGGAGUGGCAGCAGCUACUAGUCUUCUGCAGCAAAGAGCAAAUGAAAUUCGAGCAAAUAGAGUUAAUUGGCAAUCCUAUCUACAGGGUCAAAUGAUCUCUCCCGAAGAUUUUGGAGUGAUUUCCCGCUUAGAUAACUCCGGUCCAGCUCAAAAGAGUGCCCUAUUAGGCGAAAAACCAUACAACGUAAUCUGUGCUAGAACAUUUCUUACCUUGAUGGGCCAUAUAUCGAAAGAUCAAACUGUGCAAUAUAUCCUUACCAUGAUUGAUGAUAUAUUACAGGAAGAUAAAUCACGAGUUGAAAUUUUCAAAAAUUAUGCUGUCAAGAAUAAGGAAUCAAUGUGGACGCCUUUUCUGAAUAUGCUGAAUAGACCAGAUCCAUUUAUCGUCAAUCAAACGUUUAGAAUUAUAGCUAAGUUAGCCUGUUGGAGUUCGAUUUUAAUGGAAGGGCAAGAUUUGGAUUAUUACCUAACUUGGUUAAGAGAUGAAAUGAAAAGAAAUAGUAACGAAUACCUACAAACCGUCGCCAGAUGUUUACAAAUGAUGUUAAGAAUAGACGCUUACAGAUUAGCUUUUGUUAACGUUGACGGUAUAAGCGUAAUCGUGUCCGUUUUGGCGGGAAAAGUUGGAUUUCAGAUUCAAUAUCAGCUAAUAUUUUGUCUCUGGUGUCUAACUUUUAAUUCAGAUUUGGCGUCUAUUGUCAACAAAUAUAAUGUUAUACCAAUAACAGCUGAUAUUCUUAGUGAGAGUGCUAAGGAUAAAGUGACUAGAAUUAUUCUCGCGACGUUUAGAAAUCUUUUGGAAAAACCCAAUCAGAAAGACGUUAUUCACGAACAUGCACUUUCGAUGGUUCAAUGUAAAGUUCUUAAGCAAUUACAGCAUUUAGAAGGCAGAAAAUUCGAUGAUCCAGAUAUUACGGAAGAUAUUGAAUUCUUAAAUGAGAAAUUACAUGAAUCAGUACAAGAUUUAAGUUCAUUUGACGAAUAUACGAAUGAAAUUCGGUCGGGUCGUCUGGAGUGGUCACCUGUGCAUAAGACAGAGAGAUUCUGGAGAGAAAAUGCCGCUAGGUUAAACGAAAAGAAUUAUGAACUUCUUAAGAUCCUAAUAAAACUAUUGGAGUCAAACAGAGAUCCUUUAAUCCUAUCAGUUGCUGCGCACGAUAUAGGGGAGUACGUACGACAUUAUCCAAAGGGAAAACAUGUAAUUGAACAACUUGGUGGAAAACAGUUGGUCAUGCAACAUUUGGGACACGAAGAUCCAAACGUUCGUUAUGAAUCUUUGUUGGCUGUUCAAAAGUUAAUGGUACAUAAUUGGGAAUAUCUGGGCAAGCAAAUACGUACCGAAAAUGGUCAGCAGUCAGCAGUCGCCGCACAUUAA